AUGGCCUCUCUACUACGAUUACCUGCCCGCCGCCUGGCGCGCACAUCAAUCACAUCCUCCACUGGCCGAAUCACCAGUCUCGCUACUUCGCGAAGCUAUGCCCAGGAUUCCAAAAAGUCAAGUGGCAAGAAGGACGAUGCGACUCGGGACGCAGGGACUCCAGAGAAUCCAAUGCCCAACCACCCGAUUCCUUCCAACAAUGCGAAGCCUACACUACGAGAUGGUCGGUCAUCUCCUAUUGCCGAUUUUGAAGGUAACUUGAAAGACGACGUGCCUGAGGACGUGAAGAAACAUAAUGAGGAUAUGGAUAAGCGACAUGAUCGGUCAUACAAUCAUAUUACUGAUGAUGGGAGCGUGAAAGAGAGGGAAUGGGAAAAUAAAUAG
Molecule: messenger RNA, 384 nt
Organism: Penicillium subrubescens
Lineage: Eukaryota; Fungi; Ascomycota; Eurotiomycetes; Eurotiales; Aspergillaceae
Exons: 1
Coding region: 1-384 (127 amino acids)
Source: RefSeq, a predicted model, not a curated record